AUGUCUAUUUCAACGUACUCCAUUCAAGUUUACAAUGAUAGUGGAAUUCCUCAGAACUACCUUCUUUUCCAGUCUGCUCCUCAGCUUUCUGGCGAUGGAACGGUUUUUACAAACGUAUUUCAACAGUCCCAACAAAUUCCGUCUGGCGAUAAUUCAAAUGUCAUCUUCAAUAUGACCAACCAAUACUAUGCCGUCAUUGGUACUGCUCCAACACCAAUUGACGAUGGAGUCAAGGUCAACACCAGUUCAUAUAUCCCAGUACAGCUCUCUAGUUCCUCUCAAGGUGGGACUAAAGCUAUUAUGACAACCUCCGGGGGAGGCACCGGCUGCUCAUUCGACGAUGCGAGUCAAACGCUCGAGUCGGAUAUCGAAAACACUUUUGAAAUCGAGACAAACGAUUCAUUUAGUUAUCCCUCGCCCGGUAAUAUUUUCCUCGGCAUGGGAGCAGAUUCUCCUUCUGGCGUUGUGCCUGUGGCAACCGUGACUGCGGCACCAAACCAGAAGUACUACUUUAACCCUGUUGCGAGAUGGUACAUCGGUACUGGCACCUACACACCUGGUACAGUCGUCAACAUCACGGACAUUGGUAAUAUCCAGGAAUGCGACUUCACUCAAAACCAACUCCCGCAAACUUAUUAUCAAGGCCCAGACCAGCUAUACCACCCGGGCACGCCCCCCUCCUAG
Pseudogymnoascus verrucosus is the source of this 684-nucleotide messenger RNA. RefSeq lists its product as uncharacterized. NCBI's taxonomy places the organism in Eukaryota, Fungi, Ascomycota, Leotiomycetes, Thelebolales, Thelebolaceae. The transcript is spliced from 2 exons. The record is from RefSeq and is a predicted model, not a curated record. Bases 1 to 684 code for a protein of 227 amino acids.